AUGGCGGAGUUGGGAGGUCCACGUGUAGCGGAUGCUGACGUGGACAUGGUAGACAAUGUCCAGGUGGAUCAGCCAAACCUGCAGGGCGACGCGGACUUGUCGCUAUCCAACGGUCAUGAUCCCGAGAUUGUGAAAUCCGAGGAGGAUAAGAAGGCGUACCGCAUGGUGACGCUCCCAAAUGGGUUAAUUACCCUGUUAAUUUACGACCCCGAGAUUGCCGCGUCAGGGGAUGACGAUGAGGAUGAUGAUGAGGAGGAGGAUGAAGAGGAUGAAAUAGAGAGUGAGGAGAGUGAUGAGGAGAUGAGUGUGGCUGAGGUUGGGGGAAGCGGAGAUGAGGGAAAAAGCAGCGGAAAGGGGAAGGGGGGGAAGGGGGAGAAGGCGGGUAAGGGUGGGAAGUCCAAGGGACGAAAAGGUGCGAGUAAAGGGGGGAAGGGAGGUGACGAUAACGAGGGUGAGGAUAGCGAUUGGGAGACAGCGAGUGAGGAGGAGGAAGUUGAGGGGGAGGACGCAGGAACUGGCGGAACAGAGGAGAAAAAGGCAAAGGUGGUCGGAGGAAAGGGGGAUGGUCAGGGAAAGGGAGGCAAGGUGGCGGCAGUAGGGAGUGAGACGACAGGCGGGGAGGGGAAGGUGGGGGGGAAGAGGAAGAAAGUGGGGGGGAUCCGGCUGGGUGGUGGUGGUUUGGGGCGGAAGGGGAAGGCUGGGGAGAGGAGUGCAGGGAAAGGGAAGGUGGGAGGAGGGGUUGAGGGGGAUGCGGAGGAUGAGGAGUCGCACCUGCCUUCUGCACCAACCAACCCACCCCUUCCUCGCCUCUCCCCACACCUGUCUCUCCCCACCCCUCCCCACCCCUCCCCACCCAACCUCUUCCAGCUGGCGGCGGCUGCCAUGUGUGUGGGCGUGGGAAGCUUCCUGGAUCCUCUCGAUGCUCUCGGCCUCGCGCAUUUCCUUGAGCACAUGCUCUUCAUGGGCAGUGUCAAGUUCCCUGACGAAAACGAGUAUGACGCGUUUCUGAGGCGGCACGGUGGGGGUUCCAAUGCCUUUACAGACACGGAGAUGACGUGCUAUCACUUUGAUGUCGCACACAAGUACCUGCACCCUGCCCUCGACAGGUUUGCGCAGUUCUUUGUGGCGCCGCUAGUGAAGGCAGAUGCCAUGGAGAGGGAGGUGCAGGCUGUGGACUCGGAGUUCAACAUUAGUCUGCAGAGCGACGCGUGUCGCGUGCAGCAGCUGCAGUGCUCCACGUGCGUGCACCCAGACCACCCCUUCCGCAAGUUCUCCUGGGGCAACUGCAGGAGCCUCAUAGACGACCCUGCCAAGCUGGGAGUGGACAUGCGGGAGCGGCUGCUGCAGCUCUACUCGCGGUUUUAUACAGCGGGGGCUAUGAGGCUGGUCGUGGUGGGCGGAGCAGGUACAGGUGGUCGCAAGAGCCUCAUAGACGACCCUGCCAAGCUCGGAGUGGACAUGCGGGAGCGGCUGCUGCAGCUCUACUCGCGGUUCUACACAGCGGGGGCUAUGAGGCUGGUCGUGCAUCAGCUCUACUUCUCCUGGGGCAACUGCAAGAGCCUUGUGGACGACCCGGCAAAGCUCAGAGUGGACAUGCAGGAGCGGCUGCUGCAGCUCUACUCGCGAUUCUAUACAGCCGGGGCCAUGAGGCUGGUGGUGGUGGGCGGAGUUGUGUGGCCUGCAGCAGGUGCAGGUGUGGACAUGUGGGAGAGGCUGCUGCAGCUCUACUCGCGGUUUUACACCGCAGGGGCCAUGAGGCUGGUCGUGGUGGGGGGAGUUGCUGCUGCUGCUGCUGCUGCUGGUGGUGCUGCUGCUGCUGCUGCUGGUGCUGGUGCUGCUGGUGCUGCUGGUGGUACUGGUGCUGUGGGUGCUGCUGCAGGGAAGAAGGGACCGUUGGCGGCGGUGAUGGCAGGAAGCAGAGCAGCUUCUGAGGUAUCCACUGCCGCUACAGCUGCUACAGCUGCUACAGCCGCUACAGCUGCAACAGCUGCUACUGCAGCUGCAGGGGAGGGCUUGGCAGCAAAAAGGGCGGGUGAAGGGACGGUGGACAAGGGUGGUGGUGCAGCGAAUGGGGGAAAGGAGGGGGAGAAAGCGGGUGCAGAGGAGGAGGGAGGGGGUGACGGGGCGCAGUGGAAGGGGGUGUGGGAGGCGGGGCGGCUGUAUGAGGUGGCGAGUGUGAAGGAACAGCAGCAGGUGUCCCUCAUGUGGACCCUGCCGUGCCUGCAUGCUGAGUAUGCGAGCAAACCCCACGACUACCUCUCGCACCUCAUUGGCCACGAGGGCAGUGGCAGCCUGCUGUCGCUGCUCAAGGCCAAGGGCUGGGCCACGGAGCUGGCAGCAGGGGUGGGGGAGAGCGGCUAUGAGAAGAGCUCCCUCGCUUUUGUCUUCACCGUUACAAUCACACUCUCCGAUGAGGGCCUCAAACACGCACUAGACGUGGUAGGGACAGUGUUUCAGUACAUCAACAUGCUGCGUCAGGCGCCCCCCCAGCGGUGGGUGUUCGAGGAGCUGCAGGCCAUCGCAGCCAUGGACCUUCGGUUUGCCGAGGAGGACUCUCCUGAUGAAUACGCCGUUAGAUUGGCAGGCAACAUGUUCUACUACCCAAAGAAGCACGUGAUAGCAGGGGACUACAUUCACGACAAGUGGGAUCCUGAUCGCAUCGCCUACCUGCUCUCACUACUCUCACCACACACCGUGCGGCUUGACCUGCUCACUCACUCCUUCGACCACACCAGAGAAGGCAUUCUCAAGGAGCCGUGGUUCGAUGUGCCCUACACCACAACCCUGCUCUCCUCGGCCCUCCUGGACCAAUGGGCGAGCGACACGUGGCUGCACCCGGACCUGCGCAUGCCUCCCCCCAACGAGUUCAUUCCCACCAACUUCUCCCUCCGCCCCUCCUCCUCCUCCGCUGCUGCUGCUCCUGCUGCUACCACCACCGCUGCCACAGCCACCACCGCUGGUGCCACCAACAUCAGUGGAUCUCCCAACGGGACCACUCCCAGUGUGCCGCGGGUGGUGAGGGAGGAGGCGGGGCGGUGCAAGGUGUGGCACAAGCAGGACGACGUUUUCCGCUCGCCGCGCCUCAAUGCCCACUUCGCCCUCUCCUCUCCCCAUGCCUGUGACUCACCCCGCUCCGCUGCGCUCACGGAAUUGGCUGUGAAGCUUAUCGAAGACUCUCUGAAUGAGGCCCUCUACCUGGCGAGUGUAGCCAAAUUAGACACGCACAUGGCCGUCCAGGGCUUUAAGAUCGAGAUCCGCAUCACGGGCUUCAGCCACAAGCUGCCGACGCUCGCCGCCCGCAUCUUCCGCCACAUCAGCACGUUCCGGGCGGCGGCCGACCGCUUCAGCGCGCUCAAGGAGGAGCGGUGCCGGGCGUACCGCAACGCGCUCUUAAAGCCCCUCAAGCACUCCGCCUACCUGCGCCUGCUGCUGCUGCGCACCCCCGCCUGGACCAUUCCCGAUAAGCUAUCGGCUCUGACCGCGUGUGAUGUGGACGACCUGAAUGUGUUUCUGCAGACGCUCCUCUCCCGGACAUACAUAGAAAUGCUCAUUCACGGGAAUGCAACAGAGGAAGAUGCUCUAAAUCUCGCCACUGCCGUCACCGACACGCUGCCGGUGCCCUCGCCUCCGCUGCUGGACCUCCCUUCAGAGCGCUGCCUGCAACUGCCACGUGGCAAGUCCCUGUUGGUCGAGAGCCCUGUGGGGAACCCGGCAGAGGAGAACUCUGCAGUGGAGGUGUAUUACCAGGCCUGUCAGGACCAGGGCCGGGCGUCCAUCCGAGACCGAGCGUUAGUGGACCUACUUGAGCAGGUCAUGUCAGAGCCAUUGUUCGACACGCUGAGAACCAAGGAGCAGCUGGGGUACCGCGUGGACUGCGGAACCCGCCUCACCCACGGCGUCUUUGGCUUUUGCAUCCGCGUGCAAUCUGCGGACUAUGGGCCCGAGUUCCUGCAGCAGCGAGUUGACUCGUUUCUCAGGACCUUUCGUGAUAACCUGAGCGCCCUGCCUGAAACGGACUUCAGGGCGCACAGGGCAGCGCUGCAGGUGCUCAAGAUGCGCAAGGACCACACUCUUGGGGAUGAGACCCACCGCUACUGGGAGCAGAUCUGGGAGGGCAGUUCGCUCUUCAACUCGCGCCAGCUGGAGGCUGUGGCUCUCUGCAACAUCACGCUCGCUGAGCUGUGCGCGUGGUUUGACCGCCACAUCAGCAUGACAGCUGGCGCCGACAGCGACGGAGGGGACGGCACUGACAAGGACAGCGACAUGGCUGAGAACGGAGAGGCUGGCGCAGGGGAGGCGGGUAACGGGGAGGCUUAUAAGGGAGAUGGUGAGGGCGGAGGAAAGGUGCUUGCAAGGCGCAUGCUGGUACACGUGUGGGGUGCAGGGAAGUGGAAGGAGAGGAGUGAGGGGAGCGGUGGGGAGGCAGGGGAGAAGGCAGCUGGAAGGGCUGGAAAGGCAGAAGAGGCUGGGAAGAAUGGGAAGAGUGGUGGUGAGGGUGAUGGGAAGGAUGGGGGAUGGAGGGAGGGGCAGGUGGUGGUGGAGGUAGGGGAUAUUGAGAAGGAGAAGGCUUCCCUUGAGCUCUUUCCGGUGCUUAAACCUGUGGUGGUAGCGGCGGCAUGA
This is a messenger RNA of Closterium sp. Yama58-4, 4620 nucleotides long. The record is from the annotation of a GenBank genome assembly. Lineage: Eukaryota; Viridiplantae; Streptophyta; Zygnematophyceae; Desmidiales; Closteriaceae.